AUGGCGGCUGUUCACAAUGGCACCAACGGCGUGAACGGCGCGUCGUUUCCCCCCGCGCGUUUCUCAAAAGUUCCCGAGUCAAUUUCCGUCCCAGUAGCCGACGAAGAUGGCAUCGCCGACAUUGACCUCGAGCUGGGUGACAUGAUCGAGGAUGAUCCGACGGAGUUACUCACCCUGCUCGAGACGGAGCGCAGCGCCAAAACUACCUGGGUCACCGUCGCCAUAGCAUACGCCAAACACAAGAAGCUGGAUGUGGCGAUAGAGGUGCUCGCAAAAGCCAUCAGCGUCUUCGCCCAUGCGCGCAGCGACGAGAAGCUCAGCAUCCUCAAUGCGACUUGCUGGUUGUACCUUCUUAAAUGUCGCGAAGCUCCGCGUGUUAACAGUGACAAUGAUCCCGAAGUCAAGACCAAGGACCACUACCUCCAGGCGGCCACCGGUGUCAUCAACGAAGCGUCACGCAUCAGCCCCUCGUACCCACCGCUCUUUCUCGCGCGAGGUGUCCUCUAUCUCCUUCGCGCUUCCAUGGCGAAGCAGAGCGCUUCCAAUGCUGCUGGACCAAAUGCUGUCAACACUGAGCGCAUGGACACGCUGAAGCAGGCUGUUAAGUGUUUCGAAGAUGCCAUUCGGGCGUCAGGCGGCAAAAAUCUCAUGGCUAAGAUGGGCAAAGCGCGCGUAAGCUAUUCCAUGGGCAAAUACGCCGAGGCUCUGAAGGCAUACCAGAGCAUCCUGGAAAGCUCGCCUGGUCUCAUCGAUCCAGAUCCGCGCAUUGGUAUCGGCUGCUGUUUCUGGCAGCUUGGCUUCAAGGACGACGCUGCUACCGCAUGGCAAAGGUCGCUCGAUCUAAACCCACAAUCCAAGAUCGCUCUGACGCUGCUCGGUCUCCACACCUUGAACAAGACGUCCACUCUUCCAGCCACAGAUCCCUCUUUUGCCAGCCUGACGAAGAAGUCCAUUACCGAUUACAUUGUCCCUUCAGUCAAGUUGGACAACAAAUAUCCUCUCACAUGCGCCACUCUCAGCAAAUGGUACAACAUCACUAAGGACAUGGCCAAGGUGGAAACACUCUCUCGUCGGGCCAUCGAGCUCACGGACGUUAAUGCCAUAGCAAGUGACGGCUGGUACCAACUCGCAAGGAAAGAGCACCAGCUUGGGGAUACAAACAAGGCCAUGGACUACUAUCAAAGGGCGGACCUUGCCCGUGGUGGUGACAAUGCCGGAUACACCCCAGCCAAAUUCGGCUCUGCACAAUUGAGGGUUCUGAAACAUGACUACGAUGGAGCUAAGUUUCGUUUGGAGAAGAUACUGCAACAACAAGCGCCGGCUGUGGAGGCGCAAACCCUCCUAGGCACCCUUUAUGCCGAAGAUGUCUUUUCUGGUCAAGCAGGGAAAGAAGACAAGUCGGCUGCACUAAAAAAGGCGUUAAAAUAUCUUGAAGAUGUCCAAAAGGCAUGGAAGGACCCGAAGAGGAAGCUGACGCCCGAUCCAUCAGUAUUGCUCAACCUCGCCAGGUUAUACGAGACCGAGCACCCUGAGAAAAGUCUUAAGUGUCUCGAGGAAGUCGAGCAGAUUGAGCUGAAUGGUAUUCCGGAAGACGACUAUCCAGAUGUCGAAGACGAAGCGGACCUCAAGAAUGCGCUUCGCGAACUUUUACCACCUCAGCUGCUCAACAAUAUGGCAUGUUUCCACUACCAGGCGGAACGCUACCUGCGUGCGCGAGAACUCUUCCAGGCGGCACUCCAGGGUUGCGUGAAGGCUGCAGACCGCGACGAGAGUAUUGAUACCGAUGCGCUCGUCACUUCCAUAAGCUAUAACUUGGGCCGGACAUACGAGGCUGAGGGUUUGCUGAACGAAGCUAAGGAUGUCUUUGAGGGUCUUCAGAGGCGACACCCCAACUACAUCGAUGCUCAGAUUCGCCUGGCAUACAUUGCCCUUCGACAACAACCUACGGACGAAGGUCCAAAAGCUGUGAAGGAACUCGUCAAGGGUAAUGAGGAUAACCUUGAAGUCCGUGCCUUGUACGGCUGGUAUGCGAAUAAGUCAAAGAAGCGGGGUGUAGCUUUCGCUGAAGACCAAGAACAACGGCAUUACAAGCACACACUGCAGAAGUUCGACAAACACGACACAUACUCCCUUACUGGUAUGGGCAACAUUCACCUCGCCAUCGCUCGUGAAAUGCGACGAGAUACCGAGCAAGACAAGGAGAAGAAACGGAAAAUGUACGAGCGAGCUGUUGAGUUCUUUAACAAAGUAUUGGAGUUGGAUCCAAAGAAUGCAUAUGCGGCGCAAGGCAUUGCUAUCGCCAUGGCGGAAGACAGAAAGGAGCAUUCGACUAGCCUUCAGAUCUUCACCAAGGUCAAGGACACCCUCAAAGACUUCAAUGUGUACAUGAACCUAGGGCACACGUACGGCGAGCUGAAACAAUACGCUCGUGCAAUUGAAAACUAUGAGAUAGCACUAGCCAAAAAACCACAUGAUUUGAACAUCAUAGCAUGCCUUGGUCGUGUCUGGUUUGUACGAGGAAAGGGCGAUCAGAGCCUAGCCCACAUGAAGACCGCUUUGGAAUACUCACAGCAGGCUCUUAAACUCGCACCCAAUCAAAAUCACCUGCAGUUCAACGUAGCCUUCGUGCAAUUCCAGAUUGCACAGCUCGUCUACAACCUGAAAGAUACCACACGCACACUCGUCGAUGUCGAAGAAGCACAGGCGGGUCUAGACGACGCAAUCAGGAUGUUCGAAGUCGUCGCAAACUCCGAGAGCCCGCCAUACCCCAAGGACGAUAUCAUUCAGCGUGCAAACAUGGGUCGCAAUACCAUGGCCAAGCAACUCCAGCGUAGCCACGACAAGCAAGCCGAGUACGAAAAGGAGAACGCAGACAAGCUCCAACAAGCACGCGAGGCUCGCGAAACUGAGAUCAAGAAGCGCGAGGACGAGAAGCGUAAGGCUGCCGAGGAGCAAGCAGAGCGCGCGCGCAAGAUCUUGGAGGAGCGACAGAAACUCGAGGAGCGUGAUAGGGAGUACAUGGAACGCCGUGUCGAGGACGACCGGAGACGCCAAGAGCUUAUCGACGACAGCGAGAUGCGCAAGAGCGAGCGGAGAGCGAAAGGCAAGGGCGGAAAGAGGAAGAAGAAGGGCGCUGAUGACUCGGAGACAGAGGCUGGUGGCUCGGACUCAGAUGCUAGUGCGAAGCCUCGCAGGCGCAGGAACAAGAGCGCUGGUGCUUCCGGAAGUGACGGUCUCUCUGAUGAGGAACGGCCUCGCACUAAGAAAAGGAAGUUGGCGAGAAAGAAUGAGCCGGUGGGCAAGUACAAGUCUGCCGAAUUUGUCGACGACGAUAGCGAUGAAGACAUUCCGGAUGCGCCUGCUCAGGCGGACGGUGAUGUAGAUGCUGAACCGGACAGGGCUGCGAGUGAGAGUGGAGACGAGGAUGUCUCUGCACCGCGGCCCAGUGGGCGCAAGCGCGUUGUCGAUGAAGACGAAGAUGAAGAUGAAGAUGUAGCGGUGCCAAACACGAACGGUGAUAGCGCAAUUGUGGCGGAUGCGGACGACGACGAAGACGAGUAG
Didymosphaeria variabile is the source of this 3561-nucleotide messenger RNA. RefSeq names its product protein required for normal CLN1 and CLN2 G1 cyclin expression (gene CTR9). Gene Ontology annotation, cellular component: Cdc73/Paf1 complex. Lineage: Eukaryota; Fungi; Ascomycota; Dothideomycetes; Pleosporales; Didymosphaeriaceae. Bases 1 to 3561 code for a protein of 1186 amino acids. Gene Ontology annotation, biological process: regulation of DNA-templated transcription. The transcript is spliced from 3 exons. The record is from RefSeq and is a predicted model, not a curated record. Gene Ontology annotation, molecular function: RNA polymerase II complex binding.